This is a messenger RNA of Talaromyces proteolyticus, 1068 nucleotides long. RefSeq lists its product as uncharacterized. The transcript has 3 exons. The record is from RefSeq and is a predicted model, not a curated record. Bases 1 to 1068 code for a protein of 355 amino acids. NCBI's taxonomy places the organism in Eukaryota, Fungi, Ascomycota, Eurotiomycetes, Eurotiales, Trichocomaceae.
AUGGCCGAUACUUCUAUCUCUCAGGCCCAACCUGUCACAGUUAGCCUGCAGGACCUUAUCUCAGGAACUAUUCCUUUCGAGAAAUUGACCGAAGCCUUUGGGCCUUCAUCUCUGGGGAUUAUCGUCGUGAAGGACUUGCCUUCCGAUUUUGAACAUCUAAGAGCCCAAGUUCUUUCCAAUUCAUCCUAUCUAGCCGCCUUGUCCCAGGACGAAUUAGAAAAGUUGGAAAGCCCCCAGUCAAAAUACCUCGUUGGUUGGUCCUGUGGUAAGGAGACGCUGCGGUCUGGCCACUUUGAUACUUUGAAAGGCUCGUACUACGUCAAUUGCGCAUUCUAUCAGAAUAAAGAGUUGCAAAGUGCACCAGCACAUGAUUUUCCAGAUUUCCCGCAAUAUACAGCGCCGAAUAUAUGGCCACCAACGGAGAAGCUGCCUUCAUUCCGCAGCAGCGUGGAAGAAUUGUGCUCCCUGAUCAUCAACACUGCAGGUCUAGUUGCUCGAGCCUGUGAUCAAUAUGCUCUAGCCAAUAUCGAUGGUUACCAGGACGGCUAUCUUGAACAUGUAGUCAAGACGAGUCUAACUACUAAGGCUCGUCUGCUGCACUACUUUCCGGCAGACUCCGCUUCGUCUGAAACCAACCAAGAAACCAAUGAAGACGACUGGUGCGCAACCCACGUUGACCACGGGUGUCUCACAGGGCUCACAUCAGCCAUGUUCAUUGACGAGUCCCUUCAUCAACCAUCCUCCACCGAUCCUACAACCCCGCUCCCCGAACUCCCCACUUCUCCAGACCCCAAAGCCGGUCUGUAUAUCCGCUCACGUACCGGAGAAGUCUUCAAGGUCAACAUUCCAAAGGAAUGUCUCGCUUUUCAAACUGGUGAGGCCCUUGAGCUAAUCACUAGAGGGAAAUUCCGGGCUGUGCCUCAUUUUGUCCGUGGAGCUAAGACUACCCAUGGAAAAAUUGCGAGGAAUACCUUGGCUGUUUUCACCCAGCCGAAUCUCAACGAGGAAGUCCAGCCAGGCAAAACAUUUGCAGAUUUCGCGAAGGAGGUUGUUGAUAGAACUUAUUAA